Paramecium sonneborni is the source of this 608-nucleotide messenger RNA. NCBI's taxonomy places the organism in Eukaryota, Ciliophora, Oligohymenophorea, Peniculida, Parameciidae. The record is from the annotation of a GenBank genome assembly.
AUGAAUCCUACUAUUAUUAAUUACUUUUUUCUUUUAAAGUAAGAUUAAGUUUAUUAUUUCAUAAAUGAGAAUAGUGUCAUUAUUUUAUUUCCAAAAUUAUAAUAACUCCCCUAAAACAUCCUCAUUUUAACACUCAAGUCAAUUUUAGACAAAUCAGUUGAAUUAUCGAAAAUGAUAAGAAUGAUUUAAGAAUUCUUUAUCAAUUUUCUUGAAAAUGAUUUUUAUUGUUUAUAAUUCACUUUUUUAUUUAGAAUCAACACAAUUAAAAUAAUCUGUUUGAAUAAGCAGAGCAUUAUUAAAAUUAGAUGUUAAUAUAUUUUAGUAUCUUAGAAAUUAAGGCAGUAAUUAUGACUGCAUAUUAAACACUUUUCAAUAGUUUAUGCUAAUGUUACAGUUUUGGUUAAAACUAAUAGACUAUUCGAGGAAUCCGAAUUUUUGUAAUUUUUCUCUUAUUUGAAUCUACUGAGUUUAUUUUAUUUCUACAGAGUAUUAGAAGAGAAAUUCAACAAUGGAGUGCUUUAAAUUAAUGUCAACGUAUAAGAAUGUUAGAAUGUUAUUUCCUUAAGAAAACUACAGAGUUGUGGCUAAGUUUUUUUAAGAGGAAGUGA